UCAAAAUUCAAAAUCUGGGAGCAGACCAUUCUUCUUCCUCCCCCACCCACGCGACUCAGAGCAAGGUAGCCAUGAGGAAGGCGCCCGCGGCGGCCGCCAAGCCCAAGCCGAGGGCGAGGGGGAAGGCCAAGCCCAAGCCCAAGCCCAGCCCUGACUCCCUCUCCGCCGCCUCCUCGCCUUCCAGCGCCAGCGCCGGGUCUCCCUCUCCCGUCGCGCUCGGCCGCGGCCUCCCCUCCGCCUCCAAGCCCAAGCCCAGGGCGAGCGCGAGGGUGAGGGCCAAGCCCAAGGGGAAGGCCAGCCCCGACUCCCUCUCCGGCGCCUCCUCGCCGUCCGACGCCAGAGCCGGGUCCCCCUCCCCCUCUCCCGUCGCAGUCGGCCGCGGCGGCUUCCUCUCGCCCGCCUCGCUGGCGACGCCCAAGGCCAGAUCCCCCCUCACCGCGGCGGCCACGUCCACGCCGGCCUCCGUGUCCUCCGUCGGCGACCUCAGGAGCCUCGCCGCCUCCAGCCUCGCCGCGCUCAAGCGCCGCCUCGACGCGCUCCACGCCGACAACGCCCGUGACCUCGAGGCCUCCCACUCGCGGAUCUCCAAGCGCAUCAAGAUGCAGACGCAGAGCUGCGUGCAGAUGUCGGAGGAGGUGGACAAGGAGCAUAAGAAGAUGCUCGACAAGUACUCCCAGCAGGCCGAGGAGAUGAAGGCAUCGUACAAGAAGUUGAUGACAGAUGUGCAGUCGUCUUCGGCUCGUGUGUGCAAGGUGACCUUACCUGAGAUGGGAAAGUCCGUGGCCAGAGCUAUCGAUGGCUUGCGCACUCGCUACAACAUCCCAGCUACAACAGCUUAGCAUACAGUUUCUGCUACGUCUCUGACUUGCAACUAGUAUCAGUCAUAACAUCAAGGUCGGAGCAGAGAUCACUAGAGACGGUCAUAAUAAUCUACCAGGGAUAGUAAUUGUUGGUUACAGGCUACCAAGUGUUGCAGUUCAUUGUAUAUGCAGUUCUAGUACCAGUCAUGAUAUCAAGGAAGGAUAAGAGACCAGUAGAGCCUUUCAGAAGCUUUUACUUGCUUGGUUGAUUAGUGUUCUUGUGUAGAACAGUUCAUUGUAUAAUGUGUGUUUCCAAUCCACGCAAACAUCCACAAUGUCGUAGAUGCUGGCUUGGAUAUUCCAGACACUUGUUUCUGUUCGAAUUAGAAGCAUCAUGGGUUUCAAACUAGUAUCCAUAAAUUGGGGUCUAAAUGCACACAUUUUAGUAUGUAUUAGAUUUGUAUGAGUUGGUUAUACUUUCAAAUCUGUUCCUCUGCAUGUGCUAGCUGUACCUGUUUAUGGUACUUCUUUUUAUCUUUAAUUACUUGGGUGUAAUUACAUGAUAAUUGCUGCUAUUCCAAGAAAUUCUGUUAUGCGAAUACUAUUGCUAAACAAGUAAGCUAUCUCCAGGACCAUCACACAUUCAGUUAUGAAAUCUUUCUCUGAUUCCAUUGUGUAUUGUUUGCAUUCUUUCUGCAACAGUUGCUUCUCAUGUCCCCCUUUUAUUUUAGCAAAGCUGGACCAUAUGUAUAGAAAUCAUGUGCUAUUUAUGUUUACUUCUAUGCCGAUAUCCAUUUUCUUUACACAGUUGUCCCGCUUUCUUGUGGUAACCUUUAUGUAGCUGAAUCUUUUCUGUAUUUUCUG
Molecule: messenger RNA, 1664 nt
Organism: Triticum aestivum (bread wheat)
Lineage: Eukaryota; Viridiplantae; Streptophyta; Magnoliopsida; Poales; Poaceae
Product: translation initiation factor IF-2
Exons: 5
Coding region: 72-839 (255 amino acids)
Source: RefSeq, a predicted model, not a curated record